AUGAUCGCCGGUUCGAAUAAGAAUAAACAAAUAUGCAAUCAAGUGAAAUUUAUUGUACUGUUGUAUUUUUUAUUGAAUUUACCUUGUACCGCGAGAUCUCAAAGCCGGGCUCCGCGUAUAAAAGAACAUCCAGCCGACACAAUAGUCGGUAGAAGCGAGCCCGCUACUCUGCGGUGUGUAUCGGAAGGAAAACCCAAACCGACAAUACAGUGGUAUAAAGAUGGCACGCCUCUUACUUCUAAUGACCACCCACAAAGAGUGCUGCUUGAAGACGGAUUACUCUUCCUUAGGGUUAUGCGAGGCAAGAAGGAAAGCGACGAGGGCGUCUACUGGUGCGUCGCACGCAACCCCGUCGGGGAAGCAGUUAGCAAAAACGCUACGCUUACUAUUGCCGUACUCCGCGAUGAAUUUAAGAUCGAACCUCACGAUGUAAAAGUAGCUAGUGGCGAACCUGCUCUUUUACAAUGCGCAUCACCGAAAGGGGUGCCUGAUCCGUCUAUACAUUGGAAUAAAGAUGGGCAUAGUUUAGACGUAGAAAUCAAUGGAAGAAUAUCAGUAGUGAAUGGAGGUGAUUUAAAAAUACUGGAAACAAUACCAUCGGACAGUGGUGUUUAUAGAUGUGUAGCGUCUAAUGUGGCAGGCGAAAGGCAAUCUCAUCCUGCUACGCUUCUCGUCUUACGCAGACCGCAUUUUCUGGUGAAACCGAAUAACAUAACGGCUUUAAUAGGCCAGAACAUUGAGUUUCACUGUCAAGCAUCACCAGAAUCCGAUGUAUCAGUAAGUUGGGCACGAGACAGUGGUUCGUUGUCUCCGUACGCGAUAAUUCGAAGAGGUUCGCUAAGAAUAGAUCGCGUUGUUGCUACCGAUGCGGGGACAUACACUUGCAGAGCCGAAAGCCAAGCAGGCUCUAGUUCUGCGAGUGCAUCUUUAACUGUAAACUCUUUACCGCAUUUUACACGAGUACCUUCAGACACAACAGCGUGGGAGGGAGAAGCGGUAUCAUUCCCUUGUGAAGCAGAUGGUUCCCCGAGACCAGUCGUCUUUUGGACAAUGGAAGGGUCUCAAGAAUUAGUUUUUACGAAAUCAACGCACAGCUCCGGAUAUUUAUAUUUGGAUCGAGUCACAAUAAGACAUGCAGGAAGACUUACUUGCGUCGCUGUGAAUUCUGCUGGGAGCGCUUUGCAUACUGCCACUUUGCAGGUAUUAAGGAGAGAAGCUAAUAAUUUUAAGGAUGAUUUAGACUCAUCCUCGCCCUAUCCUGAAUUGAGUAAACCCUUAAAUUAUCCACCAAUGACUCAAUAUGAAUUAGUGCAGGCUCGACGAUACUUACAACAGGAUGUAUUAUCUUUGAAACGAGUGGAGGGUAUUUCGGCUACGACUUUAAAAAUUGUAUGGGAUGUAAUGACAGAUUACAACGAAUAUCUUGAAGGUGUUAAAAUUUGGUUCAACGGGACUUCAUUAAACAGCAGAAGUGCCUUGGAACUUGACUAUAAUUCCAACGAAUCGACUAUUGAUUAUAUGACAGAUUUUAGAAAAUAUGAAAACUUUACUAUGACAACUGUACACAACAGUGGUUCGUCUAGUCAUGUACUAACAGGCCUAUUACCUUACGCUCAAUACGAUGUGUUUUUGAUGCCGUUCUACAAACUAUUAUUAGGAAAACCUUCCAACAUGCGUACCGGUUUUACAGAGGAAGAUGUUCCUUCGGAGCCUCCGCUAAGUGUUACAGCGGGAGUGAUAAAUGCGACAUCAGCUUGGAUUAGAUGGGAAGCACCUCCUGUUUACGCGUGGAACGGAGAAAUCUCCGGAUAUCUGAUCGAAGUUCGCGUUGGUGGAUCCACUGGAGGUCGAGUAGUGGGACAGAUGUCGCUAGGUCCCAAAACUAGGGCAGCAGCAGCUAGUUCCUUGCGUGCUGGAGGUCGGUACAGCGCAAGAGCUGCAGCCGUUACCAAGCGAGGUCACGGACCUUUCAGCCCGCUAUCUCAUUUUCACAUGGUUCCUACACAAACUCAGAGACAUUACGUGCAAACGGAACCAGCCACAGACAAAGCAAUAAUAUCGAUGUUCCAAGAAACCUGGCUCUUAGCACUCAGUGUAACAUUGUUAGUGUUAAUAUUUGCUGGAGUUGGUGUUAUAGUUUACAUUAAGAAACGUCAUUCUAAACAACAAAAAAAUCAGAGCUCAACCGGAAAUACAGUAGUUAAUGCUCAACAAUGUCUUUUGAGGAAAGAAGCUGUUUGGUUAAGAGAAAGAUCAGUUUUUGAAGGAUCAACGGAACCGAGAAUCGAAAUUUUAAACUGUCAUCAGACUCUUUUAAAAAGCGGUCACUCCGUAGGUACAAUGGCUACGGAAGCUGAAUAUAGUCUUCCUCAACAUUCGAACACAGUAAAUCCAAUGUGCGAAGAUGAACAACAAAGACUCCAACCACAGCCAUACGCAUCUUGUGCCAUUUACACAGAACUAAAUUAUCAAGAUAACACAGACGCGGAAGAUUCUUGUAUGAAGUGCGCCAUUAGCCCAGGUUCCUAUGAUAAUAGUAUGAUUAGGUCUUACGGAGAAAGUAAUCAAUAUUCAAAUGAAGAGUGCUCUACAUGCUGCAGGAGUAGUAGUUCCACUUUAACAAAAGAUUAUAGUGACAUGACAAAAUGCAAUGAAGACCAAGACAUGUCAAUAGAAGACUGUCCUUCGUGCAAAACUAAUCACUCGAGAUCAUCUAGUCAUCACGGAGGCAACAAAGAGUGGACCACGGCGGAUGUUGAAUACGAUUAUCCCCAAUGGAAUUGGUUGGGCCGAGACAACAGUUUCAGGAAUACAAACUCAGAGCCUAGAUAUAAUGGAGAAAAUUGUUUUAGGCAAAUAGGUCAAGAACUUAGAUACAAUAGUGCAGAUAGAAGUGAACAAAAUUGUAGGAUGAAUUUAUGCGAUAUACUGCCUCCGCCGCCCUAUGAAAGGGAGUCUCCAUAUAGAGAUAUGAAUGCAUUUACAAAUCACUCAGGGACAUCGGGUUGUUCCGGACAUACGUACCGAAGCUAAUUAUUUAAAUAAAAACCUUAUCACUAGCAAGUAAAAUAAGCAAUACUAUUUAUAAGUAUAUGUUUGAUAUAAUGUACAUAUUGUAUAUUAUUCACAAGAUAUGUUAAUCGACGGUGUUCUAAUUUCUCAAAUAUAACAUUUUAACAAUAUCUUUACAUUAAAAUUUUCUGUCAAAGAUAUAGUUGAAAUUAUUUAAAUUUGUAAUACAUUUUUGCUUAAGGGUACUACUCAUGAGAUGAUUCUGAAUUAGAUUUUUAGUCAAAUGUUACGAAUAGACUGCAUACAUAUUAUAUCGAAACUUAGUUUUAGGUUUCUCAUCUUUCUCUAGAGACUGUGAUAUAGCGUAAUAUCGUAUUUAUGUUUUUGUAAAUAUUUUAAAUGUUUGAUAACCUUAUACAAUUUUAUUAUCUGGCGUAUUUAUUAUGUAGAAUUUAAUAAAAAAAAAAGGAACCAAUUUUAUCAUCAAUCACAGUUCUAGUUAAGUUCUUUUACGAAGAAAUUGCCAUUUGUAACUAAAGAUAUUGUGUAGUUUUGAAGAAUAUUAAUAAAAAGACGGAAGCGCGUUUCAAUUGAACUUUGUUUCUGUAUAAAAAAAAAACAUUGAACGAAUUGAAAUGAUAGCAA
Messenger RNA from Bombyx mandarina (wild silkworm), 3657 nucleotides. RefSeq names its product netrin receptor DCC. Gene Ontology annotation, biological process: axon guidance; dendrite self-avoidance; homophilic cell-cell adhesion. Gene Ontology annotation, cellular component: plasma membrane; axon. NCBI's taxonomy places the organism in Eukaryota, Metazoa, Arthropoda, Insecta, Lepidoptera, Bombycidae. Gene Ontology annotation, molecular function: cell-cell adhesion mediator activity. The record is from RefSeq and is a predicted model, not a curated record.